AAUUCCAAAGCGCCCAUGGUAACGGUGACUGGUCGAAUUCGUUCCUCCCCGCCCACCGACGUGCUCCAUUGGAAGGAUCAUGGUACAACUGGUCGGACGAGGCCACAGACCAGUCGUAACUCCGAGGUCAGGGGGGACGGAGCCGCGGCCGACGACCGAGAACAGACAACAGACCACGUGCACUGGGCUACAGACAAUCGGCACUGGGCUACCGACAGCAGAGGCCAGCCAUGGACCAGCCAAAAGAGCUUCCUUUCAAGGUGCGUCCCUUUGAAAAAGACGUUCAGGAGAGGAUAACCCGUGACUUCGGCAAGGGAUUUCCCAAGGGGUUUGUCAAGGCCAACCACUGGGAUUUUGUGCUGAUGGGUCACGUCACAGAAGAGAUGCUCCAACAGUGCUACAACAAACCGGUUCAGGACGGAGAUAUCUGGGUUGUCUCACUCCCCAAAUGUGGGACCACCUGGACACAGGAGAUGGUCUGGCUGCUGGCCAAUGACCUCAAGUACGAGACGGCCACCAGACCACUGGACGACCGGUACAACUUUCUAGAAUUCUCUCUUCUCCAUGACCCGGACCACGUACGGAACAUGUUCGCCGAGGCCAAGAAGCUGGUUCCCAAGAUGACGCUCGACCCGGCCCAGCGGCUGGCGGUCUCCACUCAGCACUCGCGCUUCGUCAAGUCCCACCUGCCGAUGUCGCUGAACCCGCCGGACCUUCUGAAGAAGGCCAAGGUUAUAUACGUCGCAAGAAACCCGAAGGAUAUGGUUGUUUCCUAUUUCAACCAUCUGAAGGCUCUGAAACUCCAGGGUUUCGACUCAGACUUCGCAACACUGUUUGAGCACUUCAUUAACGGCCGAACGUUGGAGACACCGUUCUUCCCGCAUGUGCUGGAGGCCUGGAACCUCCGGCGGCACCCCAACAUGUGCUUCAUCUUCUACGAAGACAUGAAAAAGGAUCUAAGGAGCGUCAUCACAAAAGUAGCCAAGUUCCUCGGGAAGACGCUGACGGAUGAACAGAUGGAGAAGCUGGUGAAUCACCUGCACAUCGACAACAUGAGGAAGAACCCCAACGUCAAUAACGAGUUUCUGAGGGAUGUUCCGGGCCUGAUGGACCCGGAACGGUCGUUCAUCAACAAAGGCCAGACGGGCAGCUGGAAGGCCCACCUGACGCCCGAAAUGGUUCAAAAGAUGGACGCCUGGAUCGAAGAGAACCUGCUCGGCACCGACCUCAGCUUUGUCGACCAGCUGACUACUGAACAGUAACUACUGUGGCAUCCACUGACUGUGGUGUCUUGCGGUUAGUGCCUGCUGACUUUGGAUGGCGAGGCGGAAACAAAUCGGUUACUGCUGAAUUUGUUAAAAUGGUUAUUGUUAGUGAGUGUUGAUGCACCAUCUACCAUCAUACGAUAUUGUACUCGAAAGAACCUGCACCCGACCCGUCCCAACGAUGACAGUGCUAACGAAACACGGGUUGACUGUGCAAAUAUUGUGCCGAAAUACAUACAUGACACGC
Molecule: messenger RNA, 1512 nt
Organism: Amphibalanus amphitrite
Lineage: Eukaryota; Metazoa; Arthropoda; Thecostraca; Balanomorpha; Balanidae
Product: luciferin sulfotransferase-like
Exons: 8
Coding region: 231-1262 (343 amino acids)
Biological process (GO): sulfation
Cellular component (GO): cytoplasm
Molecular function (GO): sulfotransferase activity
Source: RefSeq, a predicted model, not a curated record